Paramecium octaurelia is the source of this 234-nucleotide messenger RNA. Lineage: Eukaryota; Ciliophora; Oligohymenophorea; Peniculida; Parameciidae. The record is from the annotation of a GenBank genome assembly.
AUGUCACUCCAAAAAUAGAUAAUAUAAGUAAGCCUUGAGGUCAUGCAAAGGUUGAGAAUUCAGUGGUAGUUCAGCAUCGAAAAAAAAGAAGGUUUUACUUUGGAUGUAUAUUUAAUUUUUCCCUUAACUUUUAAGAAGGAGAAUGAGUUUAGUUACUUCAGCUGUGCAGAAAGAACCUGGUGUGGCGUAGGAAACAAAUGGGGAAUUAUCUAGGAUGUUUUGAUUGAAGAGUGA